CGCCUCGCGUAUCCGAUGGUCCACGUUGCUGCUAUAUGGAUGGACACGUGAUUCUCAACACACAAGGGGUUCUUGAUUCAGUGGUUGCACCUGCAAAAGGCAUCCGGACAGGGUGUCCGGACGCACCCUCCGAUGGUUUUGUUAGCCAUGGUGAGAAAGAGAUAUAUAAAUCAGUUGGCCUUUUUUAGGUAUCAAGAGGUUACCAGAAGAUCCCCCCUUCUUCUUCGUGCGAAGGUAUAUAUAUCCAGCUUCAGGGGUACUGUUCCUCUCAUUAAUGGUGAGGAGAUCUUUUCUGUUGUGAUGAUGACAAUAGGUAUUAGUAGGAGCACUAUCAUCCUAUGAAUGGCUGUCAGAGACUAUGGUAGGUGAUGCGGCCGUCAGAGAUCGUGGGAAGCGAUUAUGCAGAAUGAUCGUGGGAAGUGACUUGCUGUCACUUCCUCUUGUCUUCUCAUUCUGCAGGUGAUGGGAUGUGGGCCAUGGCUGCUUGUUGUGAUUGCGUGUAAGACUUGCUUUACUUUAAUUGACCAUCCAGAAGAUUUAUAUCCGGAUGGCUCAUGCUUACUAUCCGGAUGUGUUGUGGAGACUAUCCGGAUGUGUACGCUCUGCCAGCGUCGUUUGCUCUUCCUUGGAUAGGAGAAGAUGAAACGUCGUUUGCCUUUCCUUGAGGCGGUCCGGAUAGGAUGUCUACACCAUGCAUAUCCUUAGGGGAAUCCGGGUAAUGAUGGUCCGGAUGAUAACACGUGCCACGUGUCACUAUGAGCUGCGUGCCACGUGUUUCCCAAGGGGAGGGGUCCCUACAUUGCCCCCCUUUUUAACUUGCCUAUUUUGCCCAAAAAAUGGGCGGGUUAAAAAUAACUGGCUUUUGAAAACUGAAGAAGUCCCUUUGUCUGACUGGGCCACGUGGCGGGUGGGGGUGCGGAAGCCAAAAAGGCUUUUAUGACGAGCCGCCGACCCUGCGUAUCCCCAGACAAUAUGUCGUUUCAAUGAUAAUAUGGCUGUUGGUUUGGCUUUCCGAGGGGCUGUCCUGCUAUAAAUAGGGUACUGUACCUCUUUUUGUAUUUUUUCCUACUGCAUUCUCUUGAGAGUCUUUCUUCUUACUGCUUUUUCUACGCCCUUUGCUUUUCUGAGAGAAAAAAAACUCCGAAAGCUCUUUUGUACCAGUGCUUUUGUAUCGCGACUUUGUUGGUUUGCUGCUGGUGAUUUUGUAUCGAGGCGGUACCCGUUCUUCUUCUUCGGUGCUGUAUUUGGUACGUAUCUCUUUGCUACUGCCGUUCCUUUGGUUGCGUUUGCUGGUUCUUUACACUUGCUUUCUGGCUUGCUUGGGCAUUGUUUUGGACGAGUCGUUUGCAAUUGUUGUUGAAUGUUGGUACUUUGUUGUUGUUUGGAGGGGUUUUUGAGGGGUUUUUCUGACGGCUUUGAGUUAGGGUUUGUGUAUUUUCUGAUUGCUUGGUCUGAACCGUUUGCAUUGUUUUUGCGUGUAGAUUUUGCUUUGGCUUUGUGGUAAGGAAUGGCUCCAAAAAAGACUGUUUCGUCUGUCCGGGUCAGCGAGGCUAGCGAAAAGGCGAUAGACAAAUUAAAUGCGAAGGAGUUCCGGGAGCGAUUCCUGAUCCCCCAUGACGUGUUGAUAGACCUGGUGAACGAGGAGGCGGCUAUGCCUACUGAGAAAGGUGGAAAAAACGCUAUCCUCUUCACAAAGGAACAAUUCAACGCGGGGCUCCGGUUCCCUCUGCCGGCGUUGUUCAAGGAAUUCCUCCACUUCUCUCAAAUUCCCCCUAUCUUUAUUCACCCCAACCUUGUCCGGGUGCUGAUGGGAUGCAGCAUCAUCAACAUGCUGUACAGCCUCGACCUGACGCUACUGGAGGUGUUCUUUGUCUAUUCCCUGAAGAAAGCAAAGAAUGAUAUCUUCAGUGUGUCCGCUCACCUGCCCUCCCUUCAAAUGGUGACAGAACUGCCAGAUUCGACAAAGGGAGGGGCGAAGGGGCUGGUGGCAGUCUGGGGUGGAUGGGCGGGGCUAUCGCAGCAUCCGUCGAGGCCUUUUUCUCCGAAUUAUACCCUAAAAAUUCCGGGUUUGGAAUUGAGGGGCCACCUUGUGGAUUGGGUGGAAAAGGCAUCCUUUGCCUGUGUCUGCAAAUUAUUUGAAAUAGAUCCCAAGGAGAGGGCCUACAAAACAUUGCUCUCGGCGCGGAAUUUGACAGAGGUCGUCCGGGAGCCCCAGGAAUAUGUUAUCAACAUCCUUCCUAGGAAAUUGGCAAAGGAUGAGAUAGUGCCUGGGGAGCAUUAUACAGUGAAAGAGCUCCCCCUCUAUCAGGAAGCUAAAGAAGCUGACGCUGAAAGGCGGCGAAAGCUCCUGGAGGAUAGAGAUCAGAAAAAGACUGAAGGCACUAUCCGGAAGGCUCCCGGACAGAAGCGGGGUCCGGACUCCCCUCCGAAGAAAACUUCAGGAAAAAGGGGGAAGCUGGUGAAGAAGCAUGGGAAGGAUGCGAAGGAACCCACUCCUCCCAAGGAGUUUCCUCCUCCACAAACUACCUAUGAGGGGGAGGUAAUGAUAGAGGAGCCAGUAAAUGCUGCUCCGCACUCUAUCUCAAGCGGCCCCGGGCGCAUGUCGGGGUUGAAUCACUCAGGUCCCUCCUUAGUCGCGGCUGCGCGUCUAGCCAACGUGGCUGAGGAAGCUGCAUCUAUCAACCAUCCGGGCAACCUCAAUCCGGAUGCAGCUGAAACGGCCCCGUUGGAGGAAGCGGGGGCAGAAAGCCAAAGUCAGCCUUCCGACGACCCGGAUCGCCUGGCUAUAGUCCUGGUGAAAGGGCCUCCCCUCAAGAAGCCGCGUUUGACGCGCGAUCUACAGUCCGGACUCUUUGAGCGGCUUCAAGAGCGGCAGCAAGAGAUUGAAAUUAGCUGCGCUUCUGCUCAUGACGCUCAUCCGGAUGGAGGCGAGGUGGAGAUGGCUACUGAGACCUCAGCCGUUCCGGCAAUAAUUCCGGCUGAGGAUGCAUCCGGACCUAUGUGCCCGGACGAAAAUAUGGGGGCUCCGAUUCCGGGACACGAGCUACCCUCUCCUUCCUCAUCCGAGGAGGAAUCUGCUGAUGAUGCCGCUCCCGCUAGCCCUUUCAGCUACGCGGAGUUGGAAGCUAAGUUAAAGCAGAUUACUCCUGACUGGAAAGCCAUCAAGCCCUCUGCUAAGAUGUUUGAUAUGAUAGAAACGCUGGUGAGGGGCCUCCGCAGCAUGUCUCAACAACACGCUCUUUUUACUCAGCUGCUGCAGACCGCAGACUAUAUGAAGACCUUCUCCUCUCGGCACCGAGAGAUUGAAAAUCAACUGCCUAUGAUGAUUUGGGGAAUCCCAUAA
This is a messenger RNA of Vitis vinifera (wine grape), 3343 nucleotides long. RefSeq lists its product as uncharacterized. The record is from RefSeq and is a predicted model, not a curated record. NCBI's taxonomy places the organism in Eukaryota, Viridiplantae, Streptophyta, Magnoliopsida, Vitales, Vitaceae. Bases 1508 to 3343 code for a protein of 611 amino acids. The transcript has 4 exons.